AUGUGCUUUACCGGGGAGGCUGACUGCAGUAGGGCUAGAAUUGUCAUUGAUAAUUGGACAAACCUCCUCGGACUAUCGAGAUCUGACAGGCCUUUUGCAUUCUGCCAGAAUUGCACUUCUUAGUCUACGAUGCAUGAUAUAUAAAGCUAUGGCGAACCGCUCUAAAAUUCUUCCAUUCGAGCGACGUGAGUUCCUUUGCUCCCGGAGGUUCCACAAUUUGUGCGGCGAUUCGAAAUUGUUACCCUCGUUUUCGAGUGUCUAAGUCAAAAUGAUUUCAUCUUUUCUCAGUGUAUUUUUGGUUGCCGCUCUGUCCUCUUGUGGGGUUACAGGAAAUCCAGAAGUCUACGAUUACAUCAUCGUAGGUGGAGGAACGGCCGGCCUCGCACUCUCAACCCGGCUCAGUCAAGGUCUUCCCAAAUUGAAAAUUGUCGUCAUCGAAGCAGGUCCAGCAGCGCAAGACGAACUUAACAUCAACAUCCCCGGCAAAAAAGGCUCAACACUCGGCACAAAAUAUGACUGGAACUUCACCACCACUCCCCAAGAAGGAUUGAAAAGGAGGGUGCUUCCCCAAAAUCGUGGAAAGGUGCUUGGAGGUUCAUCCGCCUUGAAUCUUAUGACCUACGAUCGCUCCUCUGAAAAUGAGUACAACAGCUGGGAAGAAGUCGGCAAUCCAGGAUGGAGCUGGAAGAAUUUCCUGAAAAUGAUGAAUCGCUCUCAGAAUUUCACGAGUGCAAAUACGGAGUGGUAUGGCGAUGCUGGGGUCAGCACUAAAGGCCCCAUUCACGGCACUAUCAAUAGAUUCAUCCCAGCUCAGCAAGCAGGAUGGGUGCCAGCUUUGAAUGCUUUGGGAGUUGAGACGAACAAGGAGUAUCUUGGUGGAAAUCUUCUUGGUGUUUCCUAUUCGCCUGGAAGUCUUGAUCCUACGCACUACAAUCGCUCGUACAGUGCAAAUGAAUAUCUUCCUCUCGCUGGUCCUAAACAUACCGUUCUGACAAAUACGAGGGUGGCAAAGAUUAAUCUCAAGAAAGUCAGGCAGAGCUACACUGCGACUGGAGUCACUUUGACGGAUGGAACUGUGAUUAGUGCAAGCCGUGAGGUCAUUCUUUCUGCAGGAUCGUUCCAAAGUCCUGGUCUUCUCGAAGUGUCUGGCAUCGGCAAGAAAUCUGUCCUUGACGCAGCUGGCAUUACUCAGCUCAUCGAUCUCCCUUCUGUCGGAGAGAAUCUGCAAGACCACAUCCGUAUCCAGACUUCGUAUCAACUGAAAGACAAUUUCGUUUCGUUUGACAUCCUCAGAUACAACGCCACCUACGCAGCCGAACAGCUUCAGCUCUGGGUUGACGGGAAAUACUCACUCUACGACUACACCGGUAGCGCCUACACUUUCCAGACCUGGACCCAAGCAGGAGAAGACAACUCUAAGUUCAUCGAACUAGCCCAGGCCGCAGUCGGGAACGCAUCUCAUCCUGCCGACAAGAAAAUGUUAGAAUGGCUUUCAGACCAAACAGUACCCCAGCUUGAAGUCAUCGGCAGUGACGGCUACACAGGUCUCAAAGGCUACCCAGCACCGGGUACUCCACUGUAUGGAAAAGGCUUCUGGACCAAUAUCGCUGUUGUCAUGCACCCGCUCAGCCGGGGCAACGUGCACAUCAACGCCAGCGAUCCUCUAGGAAAACCCAUCAUCGACCCCAACUACCUCAGCAAUGAACACGACGUGCAAGCCGCCAUCGCAGCAGUCAAGAAAUGUCGACAGAUUAUGCAGACGCCUCCAAUGCGCGACGUCUGGGUAUCGGAAUAUGAGCCCGGUCUUGAUAGAGUCAACACGGAUGCGGAGUGGAGGGAUUUUGUGCUGAAUACUACUUUGACUAUUUAUCAUCCUGUCGGGACGUGCUCGAUGCUGCCGAAGAAGGAUGGGGGUGUUGUUGAUUCGAAGUUGAAGCUUUAUGGAACGACAAAUUUGAGGGUGGUGGACGCAAGUAUCAUGCCAGUGCUGAUUUCGGCGCAUUUACAGACUGCUGUUUAUGGUAUUGCGGAGAUGGCUGCUGAGAUGAUCAUUAAAGCUUCCAAAUAGUUUGUUAACGUUAACUGACAUAACCUAGAAUCUCGAUAUCAAACAUGUCCAUGGUAAUGCCCAUAUGCCAAAAUUAUGAAUGGUCUCUCCUGUUGUCUCCAUGUUUCGCUUCAGCGGUUUUCAGUUAGGUGCGGGGUAAUGCGGGGUACAUUUUAGGGAUCUGGCAGACCUACAGCUGAGAUCACUUCACAGUCUCACAGUCUCACAGUAAACACAAGUUGAGUAAAGUCAAGACUUGCUCAAAGGCUGCAAAUAUAUCAAAAGAGUUCAGAAGAAUUCUUGUGUUCUCUAAAACUUGCUUGAUUAUUUUUACUCGAAAGCUGCCCUUCUUUCGUAUCCACUUACCUCAAAAGUUUACCAAUCCCAACUCUCCCGCAAUUACAUCCGCCCCUUUCUCACCAAUGACCAGUGCAGUAUUAUUGGUAUUAGCACCUACAUUCUCCGGCACAAUACUCAAGUCUAUCACCUUCAACCCUUUUACCCCGUAAACACCCAGACUCCCAUCCACGACUCCCAUCUCCUCUCUUGGCGCCAUCUUUGCUGUGCCAAGUGAGUGCCAAACGCUGUUGAUGCUCUCGCGGAGGAACUGUUCGAUGGCUUUGUCAUCGUCGGGUGAGUAGGCGAUGUCUUCAGUGAUGUUGGCUUCUUCGGCGAUGUCGAGAUCUACGAGAGCUGCAUUGGAACCGGCAGGGAACUUGGGGUGCGCGGUGGCGAGCUCGCCGCGGUACAUUUUGGUUCGGCGCAUGAUCUCACGUUGCUUCUUGUACUGCCAUACGUGUGCUUUCAGGUCAAAUUCUUGUUCGUCAGAGAGGUACCCAGUGUUGAAUGUUGGUGGGUCGGAGAUAUUUGGGCCUGUGAUGUGGAUGCUGCCCCGAGAAUACGGAUAUGCGCUGUAGCUUGCGACACAUAUCAACUCUCCAGCGAGUCUUUCUUCCUCAGGAGCAAAGAAUCUGCGUUUAAUCAGUAACGGUUCAUCUAAAGCUUAGCCGCAGAUGGGCGGAUCUUUGCCGCGACAUCAACCAUGUUCCAUCGCACAUUCGGAUUACCUUGUUCAAUCGCAUCAUCUAGUGUCUGAGUGCCGCAAAGGAGAGCAUUGUUCGUUUGGUGCAGUUCGAGAGAAGUCUUGUAUCCAGGGAAAACUCCGGUGUGGUCUUGAUAGUUAUUACCAACUCCAGGAAUACCAGCAAUAAUUGGAACUGAUGCUUGUUCAAGGAUCUUCGGACAGCCGACUCCUGAUCGUUCUAGAAUCAGAGGACUACCGCAUGCUCCGGCUGAGAGUACAACGAGCUUUCUAGCCUUGACGAUCCUCGGCGUGACUUUGACCUCAUCGUGAGAUGCUGGGCUGGAAAUGAACUCGAGCCCAUUUGCUUUCUUGUCUGGAUCAAAUAGAACCCGGAUAGCUGUAGACUCCACAAGCACAUGAAGGUUCCGGUGUUGCCCGUCGUUGAGAAGUGGAUGCAAAUACGUGUGGGCCGAAUCUUGCCGUUUGCCUUCCGGUGAGACAUAUCGCAACCAGCGGCCUACUCCAUUGCAUGAUUCGAAGUCUUGCAGGUCCAUGAUCUCAGGAUAUCCUAUUUUCGCUGCAGCAAUUAUGAAGUCUUCCUCCGAUAUCUUCUCCCGAUAUCCUCCAUCUGAGACAUGAACGGGACCCUCGAAACCAUGCAGUUUUGGAUUACCUGCGCCGUGAUAAGUUUCAAGCUGUACAAGUUAGCAUACCAUCUCAUCAUAAAGAGGAGUGAUUCGUGGACUUUUAUCAGAUACGGUAUCAUCUCCUUCGAAUUCCAUCCAGGCGUCUUCCAAGAAUCAAAAUCACAUCCUUGGGCCCUCGUAUACCUGCAAACGUCAAAAUUGGUACCCGCACUCUGAGUCUGAUGCCUACAUCAUGUAAUUGAUAGAUGAACCUCCGCCCAAAAUACCACCACUCUGAACUACGGGCGCUCUGCCAGCCAGAUGCUCGGACUUCUCCCCUUGCCAGAACCUUGCCGUUGUGCUGCCGGGGAAGAUGUUGUGGAGUGCAACCCCUGGAUUCACAAUUCUGGGAUCAUGGAAGUUGUUUGGGCCUCCUUCGAUAACGAGUAUCUCCAAAUUUGGAUCUGCUGUACUACCUUAGUGAUCCAAGGUUCGUAACAUGAGUUCGUACCUCCAGCGAUGAUGAUGUCGAAGUCUAUGAGACCUUCAGGAAGCUCGUUAUAGAGAGGCAUUGUGGCUCGGUGAUGCAAAACCUUGAAUACUCAGUUGUGA
Cadophora gregata is the source of this 4309-nucleotide messenger RNA. RefSeq lists its product as uncharacterized. The transcript has 4 exons. Gene Ontology annotation, molecular function: flavin adenine dinucleotide binding; oxidoreductase activity, acting on CH-OH group of donors. The coding region runs from base 269 to 2068 and encodes 599 amino acids. The record is from RefSeq and is a predicted model, not a curated record. Lineage: Eukaryota; Fungi; Ascomycota; Leotiomycetes; Helotiales; Ploettnerulaceae. Gene Ontology annotation, biological process: secondary metabolite biosynthetic process.